CGGAAACGAUAUAUUUUGUUUCCACGUGCUUAGCAGCUGUGGGGCAUGUUCAUGAGGUUUCAUACAGGCGGAACUGUAGCUCUCUGAUCAGGUCAGAUGGAUGAUAAGCUGUCAGAAGAGAAUGGCCUGUCAGCACUGACAGCCGAGGAAGAGGAAAUGGAGGUUACCUUGACUCAGCAGACUGAAGGCCAUACCGUCUCCCAUGGCAACGCUCACACACCUGACACUCACACACAUCAAGAGGCGGAAAAGGCAGAUGCAUGCACGCUCUCAGCAGUGAGGACACUGUGUGUGGAGAGUGUUUGUAAGGAAGAGAGCGAGGAAGACAGUUCAGAGGAUUCAGACAGCGACAGCUCCACCUCCUCCUCCUCUUCCUCUUCUUCUCCCUGCGUUCCUGUGUUAGCAGAGGAGGAGGAGGAUGAUGAAGGCUUCAGCCAACCGGCUCCUGUCAAAACACGAGAUGAGAUCCUGCUCGAGGAGCUCCCAGAGGUGGAGGAAGUGUGUGUGGCGUUGCCAGAGGAUGCACAGCUCCAGCCAGUAGGAACAGUCUCCAGUAUUCUACAGCAGCUCGUCAUCAUCCAGUCUCUGAAGGACACGCCCCCUCUGACGGACGACAGCAUCAUCUUCAGCUCCAGCAGGCUGGCUCUGGGGAAGGUGUUUGAGGUCUUUGGCCCUGUGGCCUGUCCACUGUAUGUCCUGCGCUUCAACUCUGCAGAGCAGAUCAGCAACAAGGGCUUAGCAGUGGGACAGACUGUCUUCUACACACCUCACAUCAAAGAGUACACUGGCUAUGUCCUCACACAGCAGCUGAUACAGUUAAAGGGAUCUGAUGCAUCUUGGAAGAAUGACCAAGAACCACCACCAGAGGCUUUAGAUUAUAGUGAUGAUGAGCAGGAGCAGGAAGCAAAGAAAAAGAAGAAACAGAAUGCCAAGAAGAAGAGGGACAGUAACAUCACUGAUACUCCCGCUGAGAUUACCCAUAGUGCUUUGCAGCAGCGGCCCCAUGACAUCAGGGGUUUCCCACCAAGACACACAGGGGCUCCCUUCAGGCACCAAGACCCCAGACACAAACACACACCGUUCCAGCACAGACAGGCACCACCUAGACACACUCACACCCCACCUAGACACACACACACCACACCUAGACACACUCACAUACCUCCCAUGUACCCGCCCCCUCCCUGCCCUUAUCCUCCUCCUCCUCCUCCUCAUGCUUUUGCACCCCCCAACUUUCCUCAUUACCCUCCUCCUCCUCUUCCUCCUCCCCCCUCCUUCUGCCAUCCCUCUUUCUCUUCUCCUCCGUGGCCUCCCCAUUCCAUCCCUGCUCCUCUCCCUUUCUCUAACCUCCCUCCUCCUCCUCCUCCUCCUCCUCCUCCCCAGUGAUGCCCGCCAGGCACUCCCACCUUGCACCACUUCAGUUAUGUUCCAGUUAAAGCUCAAGUUAGAAAUUUUUACCGGUGUCCUACACAAACAGCGACAUUGCACACAUAUCAUUAAGUUGACACACUAUUUACCUUUAGAGUUGUCAUUGUCUUCCCCUUGAGACAAAGCUGUUGGCUUACAUCAGUCAGCAUGGUGUGUGCUCACGCUUAUUACUCAGCAUAAUAUGCAAGAUCUUGGUGUUUAUUACUUGGUGGGGAAAGUUGACCAAUGGGCCUGUUUCCAAAAACUUGGUGUUCAUUAAACAAAAUGUUUGAAAUUAUAACAAAAUGAUCAACUGUGUAUAUAUAUAUAUUUUUUUUUUUAUUAUCAGUGCUUUUUUUGUUUUUGUAAAUCGACUGUACUGAGUAAUGGACUGAUGCAGUAUCAAAUAUAUGUUUAUUUCAGAAUGUG
This is a messenger RNA of Myripristis murdjan (pinecone soldierfish), 1836 nucleotides long. Its product is annotated as H/ACA ribonucleoprotein complex non-core subunit NAF1-like. The transcript is spliced from 9 exons. Gene Ontology annotation, biological process: box H/ACA snoRNP assembly; pseudouridine synthesis; ribosome biogenesis. The coding region runs from base 97 to 1386 and encodes 429 amino acids. Gene Ontology annotation, cellular component: sno(s)RNA-containing ribonucleoprotein complex. NCBI's taxonomy places the organism in Eukaryota, Metazoa, Chordata, Actinopteri, Holocentriformes, Holocentridae. The record is from RefSeq and is a predicted model, not a curated record. Gene Ontology annotation, molecular function: RNA binding.